Messenger RNA from Lampris incognitus (smalleye Pacific opah), 2817 nucleotides. It is a transcript of the gene akt1, whose product is annotated as v-akt murine thymoma viral oncogene homolog 1. Gene Ontology annotation, biological process: protein phosphorylation. The transcript has 14 exons. Bases 335 to 1756 code for a protein of 473 amino acids. Gene Ontology annotation, molecular function: protein serine/threonine kinase activity; ATP binding. The record is from RefSeq and is a predicted model, not a curated record. Lineage: Eukaryota; Metazoa; Chordata; Actinopteri; Lampriformes; Lampridae.
GUGUAGUGGAAGAAAGGCAAGAGAAACGGAGUAAAUGAGAGCACUUUUGUCCAGAUUAUUGAAGGACUUAUCUCGAAAAUAAAUCGCCGAAACAGCUUACUAUUAUGAAACGGACACAUUGUUGAUUUCCCGUCCAGGUAAAUUCCUGCGUUUCCUUCUCAUGAUAACUACAAGAGGUCGACAGCUAUAGAGGGUAACCACUGGUGAGAAGGCAGCCCGAGGCCCCAGUCUCCAGGCUUCCUGCAGAAGGGCUUAGUGAAGGACUCUUGGGGAACGAAGCUGUAUCUCUCCCUGUCAGAUUCACAAUCCUGGAUUCUCCACCCUGCCCACCACCAUGACCGAUGUGGUGAUCGUCAAGGAGGGAUGGCUGCAUAAAAGAGGAGAAUACAUCAAGACCUGGAGGCCGAGGUAUUUUCUACUGAAGAGUGAUGGUACAUUCAUUGGCUACAAGGAGCGACCGCAAGAUGUGGACCAGCUGGAAACCCCCUUAAAUAACUUCUCUGUAGCACAGUGCCAGCUGAUGAAGACGGAGCGGCCUAAGCCCAACACAUUUAUCAUCCGAUGCCUGCAGUGGACCACCGUCAUUGAGCGCACCUUCCACGUGGAGACCCCCGAGGAGAGGGAAGAAUGGACUAAAGCUAUCCAGGCGGUGGCUGUUGGUCUGCAGAAACAAGAGGAGGAGAUGAUGGACUCCUCCCCAGACCCCAUGGACAUGGAGGUCUACCUGACCAAACCCCGACAAAAAGUGACUAUGCACGAUUUUGAAUACCUCAAACUCCUGGGAAAAGGCACUUUUGGCAAAGUCAUUCUGGUAAAGGAGAAGGCGACAGGACGCUACUAUGCUAUGAAGAUCCUGAAGAAGGAGGUGAUCGUUGCAAAAGAUGAAGUGGCACACACACUCACAGAGAACCGAGUGCUUCAGAAUUCCAAGCAUCCGUUCUUGACAGGUUUAAAGUACUCCUUCCAGACAUACGACCGCUUGUGCUUCGUCAUGGAAUAUGCAAACGGUGGCGAGCUUUUCUUCCAUCUGUCUAGGGACCGUGUGUUCUCAGAGGAGCGGGCACGGUUCUACGGGGCAGAGAUCGUGUCGGCACUGGACUACCUGCAUGCUGAAAGAAAUGUGGUCUAUCGGGAUUUAAAGUUGGAAAAUCUCAUGCUGGACAAAGAUGGACACAUAAAGAUUACAGACUUCGGUCUCUGCAAGGAGGGGAUCAAAGAUGGCGCCACCAUGAAAACAUUCUGUGGGACACCAGAGUACCUGGCACCUGAGGUACUGGAAGACAAUGACUACGGCCGCGCUGUGGACUGGUGGGGUCUGGGGGUGGUGAUGUAUGAGAUGAUGUGCGGCAGGCUGCCCUUCUACAACCAAGACCACGAGAAGCUGUUCGAGCUCAUUCUCAUGGAGGACAUUCGCUUCCCUCGGACGCUGGGACCGGAGGGACGUUCUCUGCUCUCCGGUCUGCUCAAGAAGGACCCCAAGCAGAGGUUAGGCGGAGGUCCAGAUGAUGCCAAGGAGAUUAUGCAGCACAAGUUCUUUGCAGGAAUCGAAUGGCAAGACGUCUAUGAAAAGAAGCUGGUCCCGCCUUUUAAGCCCCAGGUUACCUCAGAAACGGACACACGGUAUUUUGAUGAGGAAUUCACAGCACAGACCAUCACUAUUACGCCACCUGGACAAGAUGACAAUAUGGAGUCCUUUGACAGUGAACGAAGACCCCACUUCCCCCAGUUCUCCUACUCUGCUAGUGGGACAGCCUGAACAAGUCUCUAUACAUUCCUCUGGUCCCACCACCUCCCCUCACCCCACCUGACUGCACACUCAAAAGACUGGGGUCACAGCCUCAUUCUCCCAGCAUUGUCUACAAAUACCGUCAAAUGGAUAAAACGUUACAUUCUACAAGUUAUGCUUUACAGGAAGGAGGAAAUACUAGACAAAACAAAGAAAACUGUGGUUGUUGUGUGGCCUUUGAAGACUCUCCAUGGCAAAAGAUAACACUACCCUGCAUUUCCUGGUUGUAAUGUUCUGUACUGAGCAGGCAGCCAUACACCAAAAUGAAUAGGGAAAAUGUAUGUUAUGCACAAAUAAGGCCAUUGCUUUGAAUUUUGAAAAGGGUCAUUUUGUAUUAAAAAAAAAAGAUUGAAAUUGAAUUGACCAUUUAAAGUGGGGAAAUAGGCGUAUUGUGGACCAACAAAGUCAUGUGAGCAGUGAGUAUGUUGCCUGUUAGGAGAGGGAUAUAUUCAUCUUAUCCUUACUAAGACUUGGAAACAACUCCAAUACCAUCAAGUCCAAGUCAUCAAAAAAAAUCUGGGGGGGUUUAAACAUGAAUGUACCGUAUCAAAUAAAGUUAAUCUUUCUGCAUACUUGUUGUAAAAAUGGUUGAUUCUCAUAAGACUGAAUUCUCAUCUAACAAGAAUAUUUAUUAUUAUUCUACUACCCCAUUUAAGCUAAAUGCAAAACAACCACCAGUAGGUCUCAAUUAUAUCGUUAAGCCACAACCUGACGAGUCUGAUAAAUUGUGCAAUACAGUCUGAUGUGAGGAACGAGACAUAAAAAAGAAUACAGAGCCAGAGCAAACAUUAAGAUGUGAAAGCUGGCUUGCAAGUGGAUUUCAAUUGUAACUGUUUGCACAUCCUUGACAUUGAAAAAAUAAGGUUUUGUAUUCACCAUAAUUAAAGAAAAAAAAAGUCCCUCCAGAAGCCCUGAAGUAAGUGCGAAGUUCACGCCGUACUGUCUGAAUGCUGUUACAAACACUUCCUGGUUUGCUCUGAACUGGCCCAUCAAGGCACCAUGGCCCCUGCUGUCCACUCUCUCUCUCUCUC